CUUAAUUAUAUAACCACCCUCUUCAUGCUCCCUAAACCUUCAAAAUCAUCCCAUCCCACAGACAAAGAGGGAGAGAUGGGUUUGAAGGUAGAGCAAGCUCUUCACAUGGUCGGAGGCACCGGAGAAACUAGCUACGCCACCAAUUCGAGAAUACAAGAAAAGGCGAUCCAUCAAACCAAGUCUAUGUUAGCUACUGCAAUGGAAGAAACGUACAAGGCUUUACACCCUGAUCAGAUGGUUGUUGUCGACCUCGGCUGCUCUUCUGGCCCAAACACAUUACUCGUGCUCUCUCAUGUUCUUAGUGUGGCAGCCAAACUCCCUACCACGAUGGAGUUGCAAUUCUUCUUAAAUGACCUCCCGGGGAAUGACUUUAACAGUCUCUUCCUAUCCUUGGAGGGAUUCAAGAAGAGGUUGGAGAGGGAGAUUAAAGGGAAUUUACUCGUACCGUAUUAUGUAGCUGGAGUGGCAGGAUCAUUCUAUGGGAGACUUUUUCCUCGUGCGAGUGUUCAUUUGUUUUACUCUUCCUUCUGUCUAAUGUGGCUCUCCCAGGUUCCCGAAGGACUAAAGACUGAAAACGGUGGUCCACUAAACAAAGGAAAUAUUUAUUGGACAGAGACAAGUUUGGUCGAAGUAGAGAAAGCAUAUCGAGAGCAAUUUCAAAAAGAUUUUUCAAUAUUUCUUAGGUCACGUCACACGGAAUUGAAUGUUGGCGGGAGGAUGGUGUUGGUAUUUCUCGGACGAAGAAACAGAACCCCAGGGAAUGGUGACUUAAUCCAUGUUUAUGGAUUGCUAGGAGAAGCUCUUAACUCGAUGGUCCUAGAGGGAAUUAUUCCAGAAGAAAAGGUUGAUACUUUCAAUUUGCCGAGUUAUGGGGCUUCUUUCGAAGAGGUGGAGUCGGUGAUUCGUAACGAAGGGUUGUUUGAUUUGGAUCGAGCAGAGAUCUUUGAUUCUAGUUGGGACCCAUUUGAUGACUCCAAAGAUGAUCUCUAUACUAUAUCAAAUCACACCAGAAGUGGGAAAAAUGUGGCGAAUUACAUUCGCGCAGUAGUUGAGCCGUUAAUUGUCCAUCAGUUCGGGGCUGCCAUACUUGACGAUCUAUUUGAGCGAUACGCAGAUCGUGUUUCAAAGCACUUGCUCAAAGAGAAGGUCAAUUACAACAUUCUAAUCUUCGCCUUGAAGAAGAAAGUUUAAAAGUGAACCAGAGAAAUUAAGGGAACAAUAUUUUUAUAUCAUAAUAAGAAUUUAUAUGCAUAAAUAUAAAUAUAAAUGGUGGUUAUUAGUAUGUAUUCCUAUAUAUAAAUAAAAUAAUAAUUAUUAUAUACAUGAGCAUUCUAAAUAACUAAUUAGUAAGUUAUAA
Molecule: messenger RNA, 1357 nt
Organism: Zingiber officinale
Lineage: Eukaryota; Viridiplantae; Streptophyta; Magnoliopsida; Zingiberales; Zingiberaceae
Product: anthranilate O-methyltransferase 2-like
Exons: 4
Coding region: 25-1191 (388 amino acids)
Biological process (GO): methylation
Molecular function (GO): S-adenosylmethionine-dependent methyltransferase activity
Source: RefSeq, a predicted model, not a curated record